AUGGAGUACUGCAAAUCCAAGGUGAUCCUGGAUACAACCCUGGCGGAGCUUUUUGCCCAAGACAGCCAAGUUAAUGACAGGCGGACAGUCUUGGUCCCAUACUACUGGUGCUCGGAUCUCGACUAUACGGACUCCAUCUCGAAAACGUCCAAAUACCUCUAUCAAGGCACAAGCCCACCAAAUACCAGUUCAGAAAUCCGUGAGCUCGUCAUCCAGUGUCUUAGCUUAGAGAGCCAGCGAUUUACCUUCGCGGCUGGAAAGAUGGAGACCGUUCUGUUCGACUUUGAACAUCAAGCUGGCAGGCUUGAUGCGAUCAGGACGCUAAGUGUUCUGCCCGAAUCACAAAGACCAGAAGUCACCUUCGUCGCCGGCAUCGAUGAUCUAAUGCGUAAGAAAUCGAAAUCGCAGCUGGUCAUUGUCGCUCCUCAUGAGCGGUUUUCUCCCCAUCGACAGACGAUCGAUCCGGAUGUUCUUUACCAAUUGCUCUCGAAAAGGUGUCUCGCACUCUCCGGCCUUCCCACACCGCAGACUGCCAUUCUCGAUUUGGACGACUGCUCAGGUUCUGUGGACCGCAAGCUUUCCGUGGCUGCCUCCUGGAUUCGUGGCUUUGGUCUUCCUCGCGUUUUUAAAACGCAGCAAGGCAUGUCAAGUUUUGGCACUUUUCUCGUCCGGACAGAGCUUGAACGUGAAGACUUAAUCCAGUCUCUGUUGGGGGGUGUCCUCCGUACCACGUUAGAAAGCGUUAAUUCGGCAAAUAUACACCUUAAACCCUCUACACUCCUCUCCCAACAGAUGAUCUCCCAAUGCUCCGCCUGCUUUUCCACAUCGUUCUUCGUCCGCAAGAAUGGCGACUUCACCUUCCUCGGAGCCUGCCGGCAGGACUUUUCCGAAUCGAACAUAUGGCUGGGCGCGAGCAUCUGCUACCUGGAACAAGACUGGCUGCAGCAAAGACUGUGCACCAUCAUAUGCCAGACCUCGAGGUAUCUCCAUGAAAGAGGCUACCACGGCCCCGCGGGCGCUGACAUCAUAGUCGAAGACGCUGAUGGACUCCAGCCUUCCCGGCAAUGGAUCGUCGAUCUCAAUGUACGCAUGACGGGCUCCCUGACACUGGCCUUCCUUCGUGGGCAUUUUUCGGUGAAAAGGGGCUUGCACGAGGCUUGUAUCACACAGAGGUUCAAGCUGCCUCUAAAGAGGGUUGAGUUCUGUAAGGCUUUUGCAAGAGAGAUCAGAGAAGGUAGACUCAUCAUCGUGGCAUGGUUCCAUGAUACAACUAGUGGGUUCAGCUGGGCUAACCUCAUAGUGGGAGCAGAGGAUGGGUUGGAGUUAAAGCGCUUAAUGGGAAUGGUAAAAGCUAGAGCUGUAUAA
Messenger RNA from Endocarpon pusillum Z07020, 1365 nucleotides. RefSeq lists its product as uncharacterized. Gene Ontology annotation, molecular function: ATP binding; metal ion binding. The record is from RefSeq and is a predicted model, not a curated record. NCBI's taxonomy places the organism in Eukaryota, Fungi, Ascomycota, Eurotiomycetes, Verrucariales, Verrucariaceae. The transcript has a single exon. Bases 1 to 1365 code for a protein of 454 amino acids.